AUGGGCAACGAGUGCUUCCUGGCCUGCAGCACGGCGCACCUGCCCGCGGCCGAGCAGAACCUUGCCAGAUACAGGCUGCGUGUGGUUGAGCCCCCGCCAAGGCCGGUGAGGAAAAGCCCCGCCCCUGAUGGAGAUGGCCCAGACAUCGAGCCCAACCUGUGGAUGUGGGUGAACCCCAACAUCGUGUUUCCCCCGGGAAAGCUGGAGGUCUCACAGCCCAGGACGGGGGCCGGCCCGACCAGCACACGUCCCGCCCCUCCGCUGCCCCCGGGAGAGGGAGACUGCGCCCGCUGCCCGCAGGCCGGAGUCGGGGGGCGGCCGCCCGCGUCCUCCGGGCGGUCUCCCCCUCCGGAGCAGCCCCCUGCCCCCAGCAGCUCGGAGCUCGCAGAAGAGGAGGCUGAGGACCAGCACGACGGCUCCUCUGUGGCGCUCCCGUCCCCUCACCAAAGGGCCCCCCUCCAGAGUCCGAGGCUCCGGCGAGCCGGCAGCCAGGAGGGGAGGCCCUGGCCGCGGCCCCCCCUCAAUUACUUCCACCUCAUAGCCCUGGCCCUGCGGAACAGCGCCCCCUGCGGCCUCCACGUGCAGCAGAUCUACAGUUUCACCCGGCAGCACUUCCCCUUCUUCCGGACGGCUCCCGAGGGCUGGAAGAACACCGUCCGCCACAACCUGUGCUUCCGGGACAGCUUCGAGAAGGUGCCGGCGGCGCGGGCGGGCUGGCCGCGGGCCUGCCUCUGGCGGCUCACCGCCGAGGGCCGCCGCCGCUUCCGGGCCGAGGCCCGCGCCCUGGCCGCCGCGCAGCGGGCCCGCAUCCGCCAGUGCAUGAGCCGGCCAGACGAGAUGGCCUCCCUCUUCGACCUGUGA
Messenger RNA from Pipistrellus nathusii (Nathusius's pipistrelle), 861 nucleotides. The record is from the annotation of a GenBank genome assembly. Lineage: Eukaryota; Metazoa; Chordata; Mammalia; Chiroptera; Vespertilionidae.